Molecule: messenger RNA, 7380 nt
Organism: Xyrauchen texanus (razorback sucker)
Lineage: Eukaryota; Metazoa; Chordata; Actinopteri; Cypriniformes; Catostomidae
Product: E3 ubiquitin-protein ligase NEURL1-like
Exons: 6
Coding region: 140-1825 (561 amino acids)
Biological process (GO): negative regulation of Notch signaling pathway; nervous system development
Cellular component (GO): plasma membrane; postsynaptic density
Molecular function (GO): ubiquitin protein ligase activity
Source: RefSeq, a predicted model, not a curated record
AGGAGUGUCCGACUGUUUACAUCUCGUUUCGGGGGGCCGAGAGUGUUUUUCUUCUGCAUGAUGUCGGUGUGGAAUUAUCGCACUCUCAACCUUUGAGAAAUAAACGCGGCCAGCACAAAAAGUGACCCAGCGUUGAGACAUGGGAGGCCAGAUAACCCGAAACGCCUUGUAUGAUUCUCUCGGUGGUCCAUUCCCCUCAACCGCUCACCGAUGCCACCACAAACCCAAGCACUGUCUGCCCUUACAGCCAUGUGGAGGCGUCCCUUUGAGCCCCCUUCUGUUCCACCCCAAUGCUAAAGGCUCUCAGAUAGUCAUGGAUCUGGCACAGAGGAGCGUCAAACGGCAAGCCAGCUUCUGCAACGCCAUCACGUUCAGCAACAGGCCGAUAGCUCUUUAUGAGCAGGUCCGCUUAAAGAUUACUAAAAAGCAGUGCUGCUGGAGUGGAGCUCUCCGCCUGGGAUUCACCUCUAAAGACCCGUCUCGAAUCAACCCAGACAGUUUGCCCAAGUACGCCUGCCCUGACUUGGUAUCCCAGAAUGGCUUCUGGGCUAAGGCCCUGCCAGAAGAGUUUGCAAAUGAAGGAAACUUAAUUUCCUUGUGGGUGGAUAAAAAGGGGAGAGUGUUUUAUCGCAUCAACGAUUCCAGCCCCAUGCUGUUCUUCAGCGGCGUUAGGACAGCAGAGCCGCUGUGGGCCCUCAUUGAUGUCUACGGUCUCACAAGGGGAGUGCAGCUGCUGGAAAGUGAAAUCGUCCCUCCAGAAUUUCUUCGGCCACGAUCCUUCACCACAGUACGUGGAUCCACCUCCUUACGGUGUGAAGCAGACACCUCGCGUCUGUCCGUCAGUCUGUGCGAUCUCAACCUACAGCAAGAUGAUGCUAGGCUUCGACUUCCUCCUGCUGCCGUCGCCUGUCCCAUCCCUCAAAACUCCAUGAACUCCCAACAGUCAUCAAUGCUGCCCCACACCUUAGAAUGUGACCUACGUUUCCACCAGCUCCGGGGUGCCCACAUCAAAACCCUUAAUGAACAGACUGUUGCACGAUCCGAACACACCCGUGAAGAACGCACACUGGUCUUCACCGAUCGCCCACUUCGAAUCGGAGAAUCCAUCUUCAUUAAAGUCAUCAAGUCCAGCCCUGCACGAUCUGGGUCACUGUCGUAUGGUGUGACAUCAUGUGACCCAGCAGUUCUUCGCCCUAGUGACCUCCCGUACAAUCCAGAAGCACUGGUGGACCGUAAGGAGUUCUGGGCAGUGUGCCGGGUGCCCACUGCUUUGCAGAGUGGAGAUAUAUUGGGCUUUCUGGUCACACAGGAAGGGGAAGUGAUUCUGAGUCAUAAUGGCACCAAUGUGGGGAUGCAGGUGUGUGUGGAUAACUCACGACCGCUCUGGAUGUUCUUCGGACUGCAUGGCGCUGUCACACAGCUGAGGAUUCUAGGUUCCACUUUCUUGGGUGAUGCACGUGACCCCUCCAGCCCAGUUUCCCCCUCAGCAUCACCACUCUUACCCUCAGGCCUGUGUGGGGGAAGUCCAGAACCCAGCCUCACUGAACGGGCCGUUUCAGCUGCUUUCUGCAGCUCCACUGAAGGAACAACACCCAACUCGCCCAUCAGUCUCUCCAAAUCACCCACUUUCCCAUCUUCCUCAGGCUCAUGGCCGGACGAGUGUUCAAUAUGCUAUGAAAACACAGUGGACACGGUCAUCUACGCCUGUGGACACAUGUGUCUCUGCUACACCUGCGGCCUCCGCCUUAAAAAGAUGGCCAACGCUAGCUGUCCGAUCUGUAGGAGAGCUAUCAAAGACAUUAUAAAGACCUAUCGGAGCACUUAGGGGCCCCUCCCCCACAUCCAACCUCAUAAGGGCCAUUAAAGAUCUGCAAUUGAUCUUUAUUUAAAGUGAGGGGUGAUGUCACAGUUCAGGGACUUCAUGGGGUUUGUGUUCCCAUGGCUAUGACUAUUGAACCCUUGAACCUUCAAGGCUCAGGCAUCCAUUCACAAAGGUCUGUUGUAUUUCAUACUCAAGUCUCUGUUGCUAUGGUAACCAGGGAUGUUGCUGUUCCAUAAAAGAAUCUGUCUUUUCAACUGAUAUAAGACAACAAUAGUGGAAAUAUCUCAACCAAGUCAGGACAUUUCAGGAGAUUCACGGGAGACUUUCCAUGUAAGACAUUUUUGGUUUCCUUUACCCUCUCGGUGAGCCAUAAAAAACUGCAGAAGCCUUGUUCAUAGGUGCAUAUCUUUUAAAGCUGGAAUCAUGUUCAAUAGGGGUUGUCACAGUUUUUGAUUUAUCAUUGUUCUCUACUGUCCUCCGAGUCAGCUAUGGCACUUUCACAGAUGAAAUUUAUACAAACAACGUCUCAGUGUCUCACAAUUUUUGUCUGUGGUCAGCUGAGACAGAUAAGAUGUACAGUGUGCUCAUACCUUGCCAUUUCAUUCUAGUUGUGUUCCUUUAGCGUGUUUAUCGACAGCUUGCACUUGUUAUGUGUUAGUUGAAGUAAGUAAUGCCCUGUUGAUAUGGAAGGCUUUGUGGAAUGAUAGAGCACAACAGGGACUGCACACUUUUUCAGCGUUGGCCUCCGAGAUGAAUCACAACAAUACAAACUUACAUUCAAUGUUUUUUUUAAAUGUAUUUAAAAAAGAUUCUGACUAACUUUAAUUAACUUUUAUUUAAUGAGGUAUGUCUAUACAGUACAUCCCUUGAAGCAUUGUGAAUGAUAAUUGAAUAAAAAGUAAAGCAACUAGAAGAUAAAACUAUUGAUUUAUAGACACUGAUUAUAAGUUUAAAACCCUUUUGGACCCAUUUAGAACUAUUUUAGAAAUUGAACCGCAACACCUAGGAAGGGUUAAAGGAAUAUUCAAGGUUCAGUACAAGUUAAGCCCUGUGGCAUAAUGUUGAUAACCACAAAAUGUAUUUCGAUUUGUCCCUCCUUUUCUUUAAAAAUGCUUAAAUCUGGGUUAGCACUUACAGUGGAAGAGAAUGGGGCCAAUCCGUAAACGUUAAAAUACUCACAGUUUCAAAAGUAUAGCCACAAGACAUAAACAAUAUAUGUGUUAAUAUGAUGUUAGUGUGGUAAAAUCACUUCCUAACCUUUUCUGUGGAAAGUUAUGUCCAAUUUGAAAAUGUCAUUGCCAUGACAAUGUAAUGACAACAAACCCUAUAACUUCAAAACAACUGCAAAAUCCAUGAUUUAAACAACUUUGCUCAAAUAAUUCACAAGUUGUAACAGAAGAAUUAAUGUAAGUGCUUUUUCUAAAAUUAUGAUCUUCCUUUAAACCCUCCAAAAAUUGGCCGCAUUUACUUCUGUUGUAAGUACCUAAAAAAACAAUGGCCAAUAUUGAUUGAACGUUACCAUAACAACAUUUUUGCAAACUGAUCUUCAUGUGCCGCUUUGUACGCUUUGCUGCAGUUUCCUGGUGAAAUGAACACUAGAGGCAUUACUACUAUUCACUUUCACGCAAAUCACCAGUACAUCGGCUGAUUAUGACUUUAUAAAAAUUUAUUUUACUAUCUAUUUCUAUCGGGAAGACACGCAGGCUUGAGUGAGGUUUAAGAUGAUUUGAUGAAUGUAAAACUGAAAAGUAAUGUCUCUCUCUUUGGCGUUGGCCCCGUCUGGCGGUCCGAGGGAGUUGUACCCGGAACCAUCAUAUCCUGCCGGAGAUAGGAGGCAGGGGCGAGGAGCCUACCCCCGUGCGGGACGGGACUCAACUGGUGGUGGAGGUUGCCGGUUAGCACACUGAAACAGAUAUGUGAUAGAUUGUGAGCAGACUUAUAAAGCAACGGCUUACAUGCGAUUGGCUAGGAAUUACCCAGCUAAUGAUGUGAUGAUGUACAGCUGCUAGUCUUCCCGCUAGAACUACGCUGCGCUUCCAUUUCUCGCAGCCUGCUAUGUUAUUAUAUCAAAACACUUUUACUCUAACGCAUCAUUCGAAAAAAGAUACAUUUUAACGCAUGUAUUACAGACCCACUUACAUUUACACACUUAUUCAAAGUGAUAAGCUUGCGUGGUAGCCCAACUGAUAAGUGUUUGACUUUGGACUCGGAAACUGAGCCUUGAGCCCAGCUAAGGACGUUUGGAGUGAAAGUGAUAGUGAAGCAAAAGUGACAUAGAAGAGACACAAAAUGACGUGUUUGCUUCAGUAAAUGUGCUUUUAAUGUCGAGUUUGCUUUUAAAACACUGUCAGUUAUGUUUAGGUGUUGAUUUAGGGUAAGGAUUUUAAUUUGCAAAAAUGUUGCCAUGGUCAUGUAAAGUUCAUGAGAUCAGGCUGAAAAUGACAGUUACAGUAAGGCACUUACUCACAACAAAUGCUUUCGAUUUAGCUCAACUUGUAUUGAAUAUUAUUUCUUAUUUUAUUUAUUUUUUCCUUUUGAUUUUGGGGUGCAAUGUGACCAGGGCUGGACUGGCAAUCUGGCAUACCGGGCAGUUUCCCAGUGGGCUGACACACAUUGGGGCCGAUCAGGGGCGGACUGUCCAUCGGGAGAACCGAGCGGGCUGGUGGGUCGCCCGUGAAAUGGGCCGAAUGGGCCGUGAUAAGCUAAAAUGAGCCACUGCGUUAUGCAAACGGACCACAAAACGGCGCUGCGAUAUGCAGAAAAGGACAGUGAACACCCCCCGCCCCCCUUCUUUGGGCCACUUGCCAUGUAAAAUCCCAGGCCGAUUUCUCUUCCCAGUCCAGCCCUGAAUGUGACAUAGACAUAAUUUUGGGAUAUUCACCCGUGUAUGGGUGGUGAGGUUAGAGGUCCUCUUAAUGUGACAGAGAAUAUACAUUCAGGUCAAACAGAGUUUUAUUGUCCUGUAAAUGCCAAUUCAGUUUCCCACUCGAUCAGUAAUCAUGUUGGAUCCACAUCAAUAACUAGAACAGGCGAAGAAUUGUUUAGAAAUCCACAUCACAUUUUGCAAUUUCUUGCAAAUAAGUACAAUAAAAGGGGAUACAGUAAUGCGUGAUUGAGUGUAUGUGCCUGUGUGUUUGUUUGUGUGUGGAUGUCAUUGCAGCUUGAGUAAUAUCAUUGAACUACAAUGUGCUGCAGGCUAAUAUUGUUUAUAACUAGCCAGUGAGCUUGUGUAAAGCAAUCGUGACAACUGGCGCUUAAAUUCAUGCUGCUAUUAAUAUUAGCCAGCUCUCCUUUAGGCAAUGCUAACGUGUCGAGAAGCGUCACUCUUACUCUGUGAAGAGUUUUGCUCUAUUGUUUGAGGUGGUGAUUCACUUUUGAAUGUUAAUUUAUGUUCAUUAGAGGAACCUAUUAUACUAGCUGUAUCUGAGGUGUUUCUGUUGCUCCUGAUUUUGUUUUUGUCUCUUUUUUGGAUUUUUGGACCUAAAAUGAUGAUUGUACAGUUUGCUCUUCAAUCCUCUGAGGAUCAUACACCUAUGUAUUUCUUGACAUUUGUGCUGGUUGUCUUGUAUUCACAAGCUAUAGUGAGCAGUACACCUGUCAGGGGUUUAGCAGUUAACAAUCAGCCAGAUAAACUAAAGAUUACAUCCAUUUGGUUUGGUAUCAGGUCUUUUUAUAAUUUCGUGUAUGUGUUUUGUUCCAUGUAUAGCUCUCUAAAUGUACAGAUCCGAACUUGCUAGAAUUACAUACUGUCCCGAAAAUGCCCCAAAGCCCAAUAUUUGUGGUGAUAGCAUUUAUUUAAAGAGUCUGAAUUUUUUUAAGAAGAUUGACUAAAUUUGCACAUUUGUAUUAAUCAAAUAAAUCUGGCACCUUUUCCUUUAAAGUUUAUUUUGACAUAUGUUCAUUAAAUUUUCUGUAAUUUUCUAAAGAUGCACAAUUUAGGGUGUAAUUUAAGGGCAAUCUUUGUGUUUUUGUCACUUUAUUCAAUUUGAUUGUAUUGGUUACAUGUUACCCCCUUUAUGACAUCAUCUUUCUGUUGAUGUUUGGACAAAAUUAAGAUCAUCUUGUAUGAAUAAGUGAACCACUUAUGCUAUCCCACAUUUCUAUAAUUUAUCCUUGUAAUGAAAUCUCUGUAACACUUUACAAUAAGGUUAUAUACAGUAUGUUAACAGUUAAUGCAUUCGAUACAAUGAAGUAACAAUAAUUUUACAGCAUUUAAAGGUGCACUCAGUAUUAGUUUUUUUAUUUGUAUGAAUUUUAUGAAUAGUAAUUUUUAAACAUAAACAGUAUAUAAAAUCAUGAGCACUCACAUGAAAUGAAGAUACUAGUCACAUCAGUAACCUUAUAAAAGCUGUUUUAUUCUACAUGGAGAGGGUCCCCUCGUGGGGGCUGCCAUGUUGAGAUCACAUCUACUACUCGCUUAAUUUCAGGAACUGCUCUGUUAUUGGACACUUUCACUCUUGGAUUAAAUGAAUCAUGUCUGACUGUGGAUAGUGAAUUUCUACAAUGGCAUCUGUGACAGAAAACUAUUGAUUUUGUAUGAUGCUGCAUCCACGCCAUUAGGUGUCACUGCAAGUUCUAGAUGUCAAGUAAAAAGCUACUGAGUGCACCUUUAAUAAUCUUGGUUAAUGCUAAUUUCAGAUAAUACAUUGUAUAUUAUUUGUUUGUGUUAUCUGUAAUGCAUUAGCUAAAGCUCAUAUUAGUUUAAUUUAAAAAAUGUGUAUGUUGAAUUUAACAUUAACCAAGUUUAAUAAGUGCUAUAAAAGUAUUGUUCAUUGGUUAACUAAUUUUGUUUACUAAUGUUAACGAAUACAAUCUAUGUUUUAUAUGUUUUGUGGGGUAACUAUAUGUGGGAUCAGGGAUUGCAUAAAUUCACCCCCACCUUGAAUCGUUUAAAUUUGAAUAUCAGAUCUGAAUAUUUUUUCAGUUAUAAUAAUAUUCAAUAGUAAUGAAAACAAAACCUUUUUUUUUAUCUUAUAUUUACAAUUCCAAUAUUCUUGGAAUUGCUUCUUUAUCCUAGUAAUUGUUCUUUCCUGUUAAGCAUUUAUGACCAUUGUGUUUCGUUCACUCAUUACCCAUUGGUGAACAGUGGGACCAAACUGAUAGUUGAAUCAAAAAAGGUAUGAUUCCUCUUUCCCAGGAUUCAGUUAAGGGCUGAGUUGUUAAAUGAAUCAGUGAUUCAGUGAGUCCAUGAGGUCAGUAGUGAAAAAAUUGGCUUGGCUUAUUGUGGCAUUCUAUUUUUGACUCAAACUCAUGUUUGAUUGUUUUUUAUCUUGAAGUCUGUGAUAAAUUUAUGAAUCUUUGUUUUGUCUGAGUUAAAGAUGACUGUGUCAAUAAACUUUGCAGAUGUGUUUCAGUGAGUGGGGUGUUGAUCAUUCAAUUCAAUAACAUGAUAUUUAUUCAUAUUCACAUUUAUUGGGUUUAAAAAUGUGAUGCCACUAGUGAAAAUUUUUCUAUUUAGCAUGCUUUUAUAAUUUAAUGCAACAUUUUUAUUAAAGAUUUAUAUUAUCAGCAUAAUAAUGUGCAACAAGUUGACAGCAAAUACUAAGAAUUUCUUUAUA